Funneliformis caledonium is the source of this 309-nucleotide messenger RNA. NCBI's taxonomy places the organism in Eukaryota, Fungi, Glomeromycota, Glomeromycetes, Glomerales, Glomeraceae. The record is from the annotation of a GenBank genome assembly.
AUGAGUCAAGAAACAACAUUUGAGCGAGGAACGUCCUUAGAAAAUGAUUUUAGACGAUUAAUCAAUGACAAACGAUUUUUUGACAUUACUUUAAAAUGUUCGGAUGAAAAGAAAUUAUCCUCAUGUAAAGCUAUUUUAGCAACUCGUUCCGACGUUUUCAACUCUCUUAUAUUUACCGAAUCAAAAAAUCACAACGAUAAUGAACUUUCAUUUAGUAAUAUUAAUUCAGAUGCUAUGAAAGUAAUAUUAGAAUAUUUGUAUACGUCCAAGGUUGAAGAGCAAAGCUUAACUAUUAAUAAUAUUGUUGAA